Molecule: messenger RNA, 1401 nt
Organism: Lecanosticta acicola
Lineage: Eukaryota; Fungi; Ascomycota; Dothideomycetes; Mycosphaerellales; Mycosphaerellaceae
Source: the annotation of a GenBank genome assembly
AUGGCUCUCCGCACUCCCUUUCUCGACAUCGACGAAGCUCGCUCGCAGUUUGAGCGAGGCAAGCCAUCCGUCGAUGGCGCCCUUCAAUUCCUCAAAAAUAACGUGAAGACCUGGCAACAUUCGACGUUUGCGAUCGAUGCCCGGGUGAAGUGGCUGGAGCAAAACCGGCCGACGACUUUGGCCACGUUUAAAAGCUGUUUCGAGGAUAGAGAUGCCCUGGAUGCCGCGAUGGCGUCUGCCGAAAGGCAGCGUCACGAAUACGAGAGCCGGGUUGCGUCUGUCGGCAGCAAGUGGCCGGAUUGGAAUUGGACUCUCCCCCAUAAUCGCACACCGCCGUCCUGGAGCAUUGGGCUCCUCAAGAAGAUGGUGACUCUGUCGAGCAUCACAGACCGGCACGAGGAUGCGCUGGAAGUUGUCGCAGCGGAGGUAACUCGCCGCUUGCGAAGGAGAUCCGUCGGCAGUGUGAAAGUCCGCUGGGCCAUGGCCUCCGACGUUGUCAGAGCCAUCAAGAUCGUCAAGUCCUGGCGUGCUCGUUCGGAAAGCAUUGAGCAAGGGCGUGGUGGGCCGUCUGCUGCUGCUGGUGCUGCCGGUCAAGACGACGCUCCAUCGUCGUCAUAUACUGCAUCGCUGGCGCCGCGGGACAAUGAAGAGCCGCAAGGCUUUGGCAGCUUCUCUCCGCAAGGCUCGGACAGCCUCCAACUUUUCCCUCUCCCUCCUGCUCAACCGCAACCGCAAGGCUCGGCAAGCCUCCAUACCUCCGCCCUCCUCCAACCUCUACCGCAAGGCUCGGCAAGCCUCCGAUCCUCCACCGCCCUCCCAGUCCAACCGCAAGGCUCGGCAAGCCUCCGAUCCUCCACUACCCUCCCAAUCCAACCGCAAGGCUCGGCAAGCCUCUUCAGCACUCGCUUCUUUCCGCCGCAAGGCUCGGCAACAAGCCUCCUCAACGCUCUGUCAUCCGCAGAGCAGCCGUCGACCUUGCAAGGUCUUUUGCCUCCCGGUCUGCCGCUCAGCUCUCCCCCAGGCCAUCAGCCUGCUCCCGUGGCUCGCCCGCUUCGCGCGCAGGAGCGCGUGAAUUACACCGGCCUGGCUGGUCCGUCGCGCGACUCGCGCCGCCGACGCUCACCCCAUCAAGCAGACCCCCCGACGGCAUUCGAUGCGGAGCCAGCACCAGCACCAGUACCAGAGCCAACCGCCGCCUCCGCCUCCACCACCUCCCAUGCCCUCGAUGGCCUCCUGGCAGGCAUCGAGGAGCGAGAAAUGCUCGAGCGGGUUGCUUUGCUGGGGGCUCCUCCUGCGGAGCAUGCUCUUCGUGAAGAAGAGUACUUGGCCACCUUGGCCUUUCGGAGGGAGAUGGAGGACUUUAUUCGGGCCAGAGCGCCUCGGCAUUAUUGGAAUCAGUAG